AGGGACCAACGUUCUUCACGACAGUUGCCCUGGAAGAGGACGCCAUGACCUCCACCCUCACAGCCCUGCUCUGCCUUGGUGAGAAAUAAAACUGGAGAAGAGGAAUUCUAGUCUUGGAGGAAACCACCGCAACCAGGCGUUGGCCCAACAGGACAUUUCAGGAGCUCAGAAGGCACCUUGUAGGGGAGGACAUACUUAUGGUUCAAGGACAAACCCUCACAGGGUACUCUCUUCCAGGACUGACCCUUGUCCCCAGGAACCCAGUGCUGGCAGGAUACUAUCGCAAACCCAGCUUGGCAGCCCUGCCUACCCAUGUGGUGACCUCAGGAGGGAAUGUGACCCUCCAGUGCGUGUCAGAUCAUGGAUAUCAGAGCUUCCUCCUAAUGAAGGAAAAUAAAAAUUUCUCCAUCUCUCCGGUCUCACAAAAUAUAUACACUGGGCAAGUCCAGACUCAGUUUUCUGUGGGUCCAGUGACCCACAAGCAGAGGUGGAUAUUCAAAUGCUAUGGCUUGAUCAACCCUCACAUAUGGUCAGAACCCAGUGACAACCUGGAACUCCUGGUGUCAGGGAUCCUCCAGAAGCCCACUAUCUUGGCUCAGCCAGGACCUGUGGUUACCUCGGGGAAUCCUGUGACUAUCUGGUGUGGAGGAACCAUGGAGACCCAGCUGUAUGUUCUGCAUAAAGAAGGAAGCUCAGCACCCUGGGACAGACAGGCCCCAAAGCUUCUCAACAAUAAUGCUGAGUUCAACAUCCUAUCCACGACAACUCAGAAUGCUGGGAAAUAUUACUGUUAUUCUUACAGCACUUAUGGCUGGACCAAACGCAGUGACGCUCUGGAGCUGGUGGUGACAGGCAUCUACCACAGCAAACCCAGCCUGUCAGCUGUGUCCAGCCCCGUGAUAACCUCAGGAGGGAAUGUGACCCUCCAGUGUGUCUCACAGCAGAGAUAUGAUGGGCUGAUUCUGACUAAAGAUGAUCAGAAGUUCUCCAGCUCCCUCGCAGUUCAGUAUAUUUACCCUAGAGGGUUACAGGCUCUGUUCCCUGUGAUCCCUGUGACCUCCAGCAUGAGGUGGAGGCUCAGAUGCUAUGGCUAUUACAGCAGCAAGCCCCAGGUGUGGUCAGAAUCCAGUGACAUCCUGGAGCUCCUUAUCUCAGGAAUCCUCCAGAAACCCACCAUCAUGGCUGAGCAAGGCUCUUUGAUUACUUAUGGGAGUCCUGUGACCAUCUGGUGUCAGGGGACCCUGAAGACCCAAAUAUACGUUCUGCAUAAAGAGGAAAGCUCAGCACCCUGGAACAUACAAAACGCACUGAAGCCUGGGAACAAGGCUAAGUUCUCCAUCUCGUCCAUGACCCAGGGACAUGCAGGGAAGUAUCACUGUUACUCUUACAGCCCUGCUGGCUGGUCAGAACGAAGUGACACCCUGGAGCUGGUGGUGACAGGCAUCUACCACAGGAAACCCAGCCUGUCAGCCCUGCCAAGCCCUGUAGUGACCUCAGGAGGGAACUUGACCCUCCAGUGUGUCUCACAGCAGAGAUAUUAUGGAUUCAUUCUGAUUAGGGAAGAUCAGAUCUUCUCUAGCUCCCUGGAAGUUCAGUAUACCAACUCUGGACAAUCACAGGCCCUGUUCCCUGUGGUCCUUGAGACACCUGGAAAGAGAGAAAUCUUCAGAUGUUAUGGAUAUUACAAAGGUACCCCGCAGGUGUGGUCAGAGUCCAGUGACCCCCUGGAAAUACAUGUCUCAGGACUAUCCAGGAAGCCCUCCCUGCUGACCCAGCAAGGCCUCGUCCUGAGUCCUGGAGAGAACUUAACCCUUCUGUGUCACUCUAACAUCAGCUAUGAUACAUUUGCUCUGUCCAAAGAGGGGGAAAAUGAUCUCACACGUGUCUCUAGCCAUCAGUUCCAGAGUGGGCCCUACCAGGCCCAUUUCACCCUGGGUCCUGUGAGCCUCUUCACUGGGGGCCGCUAUAGGUGCUAUGGUGCCCAAAACGUCUCUGAAUUUUCUGCCCCCAGUGACCAUCUGGACAUACUAAUCACAGGACAGCCUUCUGUUACACCCUCCCUCUCUGUGCGUCCAGGCCCCACAGUGUCCUCAGGAGAGAACGUAACCCUGCUGUGUCAGUCACGAAGCCAGAUGGACUCUUUUCUUCUGUUGAAGGAGGGGGCUGUCCAUCCCCAGCUGUAUCAAAGAUCAAAGUUCCAAGAUCAACAGUAUAAGGCCGAAUUCUCUAUGAGUGCUGUGACCUCGGACCUUGGGGGCACCUACAGGUGCUGUGGUGCUCGAAGCUCAUCCCCCUACCUGUUGUCACACCCCAGUGACCCUGUGGAGCUUGUAGUCUCAGGUCUGAAAAGUUACCAGAAGGUUCCAAUUGCUGUCUCAGUGGUCUUCCUCCUGCUGCUCCUCCUCCUCCUCCUGCUCCUCCUCCUCCUCAGACAAAGGCAUCAGAACAGACACAGGAAAACAGAUGCUUCUGUGAAGAACACACAGCCGGUGGACAGCAUGGAGCUGGACACUCAGAGUCCACCUGAGGAAGACCCCACGAAAGAGAUGUACGCCCAGGUGAAACCUUCCAGAUUCAGGAGGUCAGAGGUCACCUCUCCUUCCACCAUGUCAAAGGAAAUAUUGAACAUGAAAGACAGAAAGGCAAUAAAAGGCAAAGUGAAGGACAGUCAGGCUGCUGCAUCUGAGGCCCCACAGGACGUGAACUAUGCCCAGCUGUUCUUCAUGACACCAAGACGGGCAGAAGAGACUCCUGCCUCCCAGGCAGGGAAGCCCCAGCUGAGACCAGGGAGCGCCCUGCCCUAGUGUUCACAGCCCAGAAAGACUCUGGCCCUACACUCCACAGAGGGAGACUCAGGGGUGUCUGAGGGACAUGAUCUUCCUCCAGGU
Molecule: messenger RNA, 2888 nt
Organism: Nannospalax galili (Upper Galilee mountains blind mole rat)
Lineage: Eukaryota; Metazoa; Chordata; Mammalia; Rodentia; Spalacidae
Product: leukocyte immunoglobulin-like receptor subfamily A member 6
Exons: 12
Coding region: 198-2804 (868 amino acids)
Biological process (GO): cytokine-mediated signaling pathway
Molecular function (GO): inhibitory MHC class I receptor activity
Source: RefSeq, a predicted model, not a curated record